AAUUAUUCACUGUAAACAACCGAAGAUGGUGUGAAAUGCCCGGAUGUUGAGAGUACCUACAAACUGGAGUGGAUGGUUAACUGCAAGAACUACAACACACUGGAGAAGAGCAUGGCCAGAUCUAGUAAAGCGACUUUAGCUUUGCUCAUCUACGGAAUCAUGAUGCACUACAGCGCCUACUGCACGCCUAUUGGGAUGACUUUUCCCAAGAUGAGACUAGACAACGAUGUAUUUGACGAAGACGGAAACUCGUUAAGCGACCUGGCUUUUGGGACUGAUCAAAUUGCUAUACGAAGUCCUCCCUCUCUCACGGAUGACCUGUACACGCUAUACUAUCCGCCAGAGAAAAGAACGGAAAGGCAUGCAGAUGGAUUAUUAGAUAGAGCCUUGAGGGACAUCCUGGUUCAGUUAUCAGCACGAAAAGAUCUGCAUUCUCUGAUGGCAGUUCGCGUAGGGUAAGGGCAAUUUUUUAGCGU
Molecule: messenger RNA, 476 nt
Organism: Sinocyclocheilus grahami
Lineage: Eukaryota; Metazoa; Chordata; Actinopteri; Cypriniformes; Cyprinidae
Product: glucagon family neuropeptides-like
Exons: 4
Coding region: 73-459 (128 amino acids)
Biological process (GO): regulation of protein localization; neuropeptide signaling pathway; positive regulation of ERK1 and ERK2 cascade
Cellular component (GO): neuron projection; perikaryon
Molecular function (GO): pituitary adenylate cyclase activating polypeptide activity; peptide hormone receptor binding; neuropeptide hormone activity
Source: RefSeq, a predicted model, not a curated record